AUGUUUUGGUCACUUCUGUGCGUAAUGGUAGUCUUUUCUUCCGUGCCGGCAGAUGCGCAGAUCUCCACCCGGUAUGUUGUCGGAUGUCCUGCUCGGUGUGACAAGUCGAUGUGUCCCCGGAUACCGGCGUACUGCCCGGCGGGACAGAGCCUCGACGCCUGCCACUGCUGCACGGUGUGCGCGUCCGGCGAGGGCGAAGGCUGCGGCGGCUUGGGGAAGCUCGGGGACCCGGUGUGCGGAGAGGGGCUGGACUGCUCGAUCCCUGGCGGGGUGGGAUACAGUAUCACGGUGAGGAGGAGAAGCAAAAGUGGGACUUGCGUGUGCAAAACCACCGACCCGGUUUGUGGAAGCGAUGGGGUGUCCUACCGGAAUAUCUGCGAGCUGAAGAGGGUCAGCCGCCGCGCGCAGAAGCUGCAGCAGCCACCUGUCCUCUUCAUUCAGCGGGGAGCCUGCGGGAAAGGUCAUGAUAACCCAGACAGCCCAAGACACAAAUACAACUUCAUUGCCGACGUGGUGGAGAAAAUUGCUCCGGCUGUGGUUCACAUUGAACUCUUCCGCAAGAUGACCUAUUCCAAGCGAGAGGUGGCGGUGGCCAGUGGUUCUGGCUUCAUUGUGGCAGAAGAUGGCCAGAUUGUGACCAAUGCCCACGUCGUGGCCAAUAAGCAUCGAGUGAAAGUGGAGCUGAAGGGCGGUGGUACCUAUGAUGCCAAAAUCAAAGACGUAGAUGAGAAAUCAGACAUCGCCCUCAUCAAGAUCGAAGCACCGAACAAGCUUCAUGUCCUGCCGCUGGGCCGUUCAUCUGACCUGAGACCAGGGGAGUUUGUGGUUGCUAUCGGCAGCCCGUUUUCCCUCCAGAACACGGUUACCACGGGGAUCGUCAGCACCACUCAGCGAGAGGGGAGAGAGCUGGGCCUCCCCAACUCCGACAUGGAGUACAUUCAGACUGAUGCCAUCAUAAAUUACGGCAACUCUGGAGGGCCUCUGGUAAAUCUGGAUGGCGAGGUUAUUGGGAUCAACACGUUGAAAGUGACAGCUGGCAUCUCCUUUGCCAUCCCCUCCGACAAAAUUCGAGAGUUCCUGGCGGAGGCUUACGACAGGCUUCAAAGAGGAAGAGCCGGUGCCAAGAAGAAGUAUAUUGGUGUGAGGAUGAUGACUCUCACUCCAGCGCUGGCGAAAGAGCUGAAGACUAGACACCGUGACUUCCCUGACAUCACGUCUGGAGCGUACGUCAUGGAGGUCAUUGCAAAGACACCAGCUGCAACUGCUGGACUCAAAGAGCACGACGUCAUCAUCUCGAUCAACGGCCAGAGGAUCUCAUCAGCGACUGACGUCAGCGCCAUCAUCAAGAAGGAAAACACACUGAGAGUAGUUGUGCGCCGGGGAAAUGAGGACGCUAUCCUUACGGUUGUUCCAGUGGAGAUCGACCCCUGAUCCUCCACAAAUCACAGGAGCAGGAGCGAGGUUUUACUUAUCGCCAGUGGACCUUAUAUUGGAGAGGGGCUUCGACUGACACGCCCUCUCCCUGGUGCCAAAGGCCAGUGGUGCCACACAUCCAGAAAGAAAUCUGGCUAUGCCUUGAAAGAAACGACUGUACAGGUGCUCCAGAAGCAGUGCUGUACUCACGUGUGUGUUCACUUUUAGUCUUUAAUGCUUUGAUCAAUGCUAGUAUACUGUUUGGUCACAAACAUAACAAAUUGGUCAAUGGCAUACAGUUUUAAUGCGGUUUUAUUUCAUGUUUUGUGUCUUUUUUAAAUGGACUUUUGCUAGGUCAGGCCUUCCACUGCAAUUUUAAGCAAUCUGAGCAAAUCUGGUUUGUAUAGUUGUCAUUUUUAACUCCUUUUUUAAAGUACUGUAGAAUGUUUUUUGUUGAAUUUGUGAUGUAUACUGAGAAGAAAAUAAAGGGUUUUCCUUAUUUAGUUUUCAAACACUCUA
Messenger RNA from Trematomus bernacchii (emerald rockcod), 1932 nucleotides. RefSeq names its product HtrA serine peptidase 1a (gene htra1a). The record is from RefSeq and is a predicted model, not a curated record. The transcript is spliced from 9 exons. Bases 1 to 1431 code for a protein of 476 amino acids. Gene Ontology annotation, biological process: programmed cell death; positive regulation of apoptotic process; proteolysis. Lineage: Eukaryota; Metazoa; Chordata; Actinopteri; Perciformes; Nototheniidae. Gene Ontology annotation, cellular component: extracellular region. Gene Ontology annotation, molecular function: protein binding; serine-type endopeptidase activity.